AUGACCCUCUGUCUGUAUGAACGCGAGGAUCUCAGGGAUUAUAAGAGGUGCCGAUAUAGGAUUUUGCGUGGAGUCUCCCUAGAACUGGAACACGAACAGUUUGGAAAUUUUGAGUGUUGCUAUAUGAAAUCGGUUAACCGGACUUAUAAAUAUGUUACCAUUAAAUACUAUUUCAACAAACUUCCAAUUACCAGUAUACAAGUUAAUGUGGCGUUGUUUAAACGAUUUAAUGGAUACAAGCCAUUCCUGUACAAUGUCACUGUGGAUGGUUGCAAGUUUCUGAAAAACCAAAAGUCAAAUCCCGUCGUAAAAUUCUUUUUCGAAACAAUUGAUUCAUUUUCGAACAUAAACCACUCAUGUCCCUAUAAUCACGGAAUCAUUUUUGAUAAACUUAGCAUUGAAGCUGUGAAUCAUCAGUUCACAAAGAUCCUACCAUUCUCUGAGGGAGAUUAUAUGUUGGAAAUAAACUGGAUGUCCUUCGAGAAACUGAGAGCUGUAACCAUGUUUUAUGGCACUCUUUCUUGA
This is a messenger RNA of Drosophila bipectinata, 525 nucleotides long. NCBI's taxonomy places the organism in Eukaryota, Metazoa, Arthropoda, Insecta, Diptera, Drosophilidae. The record is from RefSeq and is a predicted model, not a curated record.